This is a messenger RNA of Diprion similis, 597 nucleotides long. RefSeq lists its product as uncharacterized. Bases 16 to 435 code for a protein of 139 amino acids. The record is from RefSeq and is a predicted model, not a curated record. NCBI's taxonomy places the organism in Eukaryota, Metazoa, Arthropoda, Insecta, Hymenoptera, Diprionidae. The transcript is spliced from 2 exons.
GAGGAUGUCAUUUGGAUGUGCAGACGAAGUGAAUGCAAUGAGCUAAGACUUACCGCGAAUAGCCGGAGAAGAGAACCGGUACCCUCCACUAAGCCGACUUCAACCGAGUUCCGACUUGGAUAUAAAAGCCACCUCCAGAUGAAUACGUACGUGUUCUUUUUGGUUGCGGCAUUGGGCGUCCUAUCAAUAGCAACGGCAUUUCCGCAGAAGGAGGGGCAAGUUUUUAGUAACGAAGCAAUAAAGCAGGCCCAAAACACUUUCCUAAUCCCCAAGGAUGCUACCAUCCAGAAAGUCCAGGAAGGCAUCGAGCUGGCAGCUUACGAAUCGAUCCCUGGCAACCAGAAGAUCAACCUUUUCGAAAUACUUGGCGACCAGUUCCCUCCUGAGGUCGUAAAUAAUCUUCAAGCGCAAGUUGACCAAGUUGGCCGCAACUGAUUAUUAAUCAAGACGAAGCCUAUUCGACUCGCUAGAAGAUGGUCGACUUGAUAUCAACCUGCACUCAACUACCAUAUUUAUUCAUUAAGUCAUACACUUUACGAUUACGAGUUGUAUACCUUUUAUAUUUUCGUAAAUAAACAUGUACAAAUCUGUAACCGA